CUAACGGCUAUGAUCUUCUGUUCUGAACUUCUGAUCAACUUGAAUUAGACAAGCUACGUACCUAAAAAAAUCAUUAUUUCCUUUGUUGUGCUUUCUAACAAUGGCGUUCUCUGGAACCGUCACUACACCACACCGCCCUUCUAUUCUUCGCUUGCCCUGCCACUCGAAGACGACCUCCGUUUCAUCUCACGAUUCUGUCUCUUUUCGAUUCUCAAGAUCAAAUCUCAGCCGUAAAAUUUCUCUCUCCGUUCGAUCAACUUCAUCUCCAGUUGCUCCAGCGACCGAGGGGAUUGCUCCGGCGAUUUCUUUGACGGAAAAUGCAUUGAAGCACCUGAAUAAGAUGAGGAAUGACCGAAAUGAAGAUUUGUGCUUGAGAAUUGGUGUUAAACAAGGAGGAUGCUCAGGCAUGUCUUACACCAUGGAGUUUGAGAAUAGAGCAAAUGCGAGACCUGAUGACUCUAUUAUUGAGUACAAUGGUUUUGUGAUUGUCUGUGACCCAAAGAGCCUUCUCUUCCUAUUUGGGAUGCAAUUGGAUUAUAGUGAUGCUCUAAUUGGGGGAGGUUUCUCUUUUAAGAACCCAAAUGCUACACAAACGUGUGGUUGUGGUAAAUCAUUUGCAGCAGAGAUGUGAAAUAAUGCAUACAGAACUAUUGCAAUGGGUAGAAUAUAUUUUAACAGAAACCUUUAUAUUUGUUUGUAAAAAUUCUGGUUGAAGAUUUAUCAGCUAAUACACAAAGAUUUACAUGCCUAGUUUGUUAAGAUA
This is a messenger RNA of Jatropha curcas, 763 nucleotides long. RefSeq names its product chloroplast-localized ISCA-like protein (gene CPISCA). Gene Ontology annotation, biological process: iron-sulfur cluster assembly. Gene Ontology annotation, molecular function: iron-sulfur cluster binding; protein-macromolecule adaptor activity. The record is from RefSeq and is a predicted model, not a curated record. Gene Ontology annotation, cellular component: chloroplast stroma. Lineage: Eukaryota; Viridiplantae; Streptophyta; Magnoliopsida; Malpighiales; Euphorbiaceae.